Molecule: messenger RNA, 2463 nt
Organism: Debaryomyces hansenii CBS767
Lineage: Eukaryota; Fungi; Ascomycota; Pichiomycetes; Serinales; Debaryomycetaceae
Exons: 1
Coding region: 1-2463 (820 amino acids)
Biological process (GO): establishment of sister chromatid cohesion; nucleobase-containing compound metabolic process
Cellular component (GO): nucleus
Molecular function (GO): DNA binding; DNA helicase activity; hydrolase activity, acting on acid anhydrides, in phosphorus-containing anhydrides
Source: RefSeq, a predicted model, not a curated record
AUGGGAAAUUUAGAAGCAAAUGAUGUCGGUAAUAACUCGAGGAAAUACAAUCACCCGUUUGAACCGUAUGAUAUCCAAAUACAGUUGAUGGAUGCAAUUUAUGAUGCAAUUGAUAAUUAUAAAAUCGGGUUAUUUGAGAGUCCAACUGGUACAGGUAAAACGUUGUCUUUAAUCUGUUCGUCUAUGACAUGGUUACGUGAAUACAAAAAGAAUUCAACAUUCAGGGAGACUGAAGACUCUGAGUCUGAAGACGAACCAGAAUGGGUUAAGCAGGCAUAUCAAAAGACUAUUGCAAAUAGGACAAAAGUGCGGGCCCAGGAGUAUGAGAGGUUGUUAGACGAUUUACUGGAAAAUUAUGAUGUUUCCAAAGUAAGUGUAUUACCUGAGAAGAAGGUAAAGAGACAGAAGCCUGAACAAGAACAAGAUGAAAAUUUCAUACCUGCUGAUUAUUAUAGUGAUUCUGAGUUGGAUUCGAAGUAUGAAAACGAUAAAUUAACGUCCGAGAUCAACGAACUAUUAUCCAGGGUAGAUGGCCCCAAGGAAACGGUGGAGCCAGUAAAUGACUGUCCUGUUAAGAUUUUCUUUUCCUCGAGAACUCAUUCCCAAUUAAGCCAAUUUUCUCAUCAAUUGAAUAUGACGGAAUUUGAAUCAUCAUUAGAUAAUAUUCCAGAAAGAAUAAAGUUCUCUCCUCUAGCAUCAAGGAAGCAGUUAUGUAUACACCCCAAAAUCUCGAAGCUUUCUAAUGUUUCAAGUAUUAAUGAUGCGUGCAUCGAUUUGCAACAAAGUUCAAAGAAUAGCUGUGAGUAUAUUCCAAAACUUCACAAUACCCAGUCUGAAGAGAUAGUCAAGAAGUUUUCUGAUCUCAGCUUCACAAAAAUUCAUGAUAUUGAAGACUUGGGUAAAUUGGGUAAUAAAUUGAAAAUAUGCCCAUAUUACUCUGUAAGAAAAGGAAUCGAUGUUACUGAAAUAAUCGCGUUACCAUAUCAAAUGCUACUUCAAGAUUCAACUAGGCUGGCACUUAAUUUGAAUAUAGAUGACUCUAUAAUAAUUAUUGAUGAAGCUCAUAAUUUGUUGGAUGUGAUUAGUUCUAUAUACUCGGUUUCUAUUACCAGUAAUGAACUAUCGGAUAUCACGAAGUCCUUGAAAUUUUAUCUUAAUAAAUUCAUUAAAAGAUUGAAUAGUGGGAAUAGAAUAAACAUCAUGAAACUUAUCAAAUUGUGUCAAGUUUUAGAAAAGUUCAUCUCGUCCAAUUCAAAGGAUGGAAAGAUUAAACAUGGUGAUGAGAUUAUAACAAGUGAUAUUUUUGAAGGAACUACUGGGGACCUUGUAAAUAUUCACAAGAUAGAGCAGUUCUUAAAUAAAUCCAAGAUUGCUUAUAAGAUAGAGAGUUAUAUGCAAAAACUUAAUGAUUCAGAGUCCAUAAAAAAUAGAUCGAACCCCCUAUUAUUCAAAAUAACCAAGUUUUUGAAAUGUUUAACAAAUCCUUCGAAAGAAGGUAAAUUUUUCUGGGAUAAGACGAAUGAUUCUGUUUCUAUUAAUUAUAUGUUAUUGGACCCAAGCGAAAUCUUUAGAGAUAUCGUGAAAAGGGCUAGAUGUGUUUUGUUAUGUGGGGGCACUAUGGAACCUAUGAAUGAUUACACUAAUUAUUUGUUUCCCUACAUACCACCUGAACAAAUAAAGAAAUUUAGUUGUGGACAUAUCAUACCCCAGGAAAAUUUAGAGGUUUUCCCUAUAGGUAAUUACAAUGAUAUUUCAUUUGAAUUUCUGUUUGACAAACGGAACAACAGUAAGAUGAUAAUUGAACUAGGACAUGCAAUUUUGAACAUCAUAGAAUCAACCCCUGAUGGAAUUGUUAUAUUCUUUCCAAGUUAUAAAUAUCUUAAUGUUGUAAUGAAUGUAUGGAGGCAAAAUAAGAUAAUUGAAUCUUUAACCAAAGUAAAAGCAAUAUUUCAAGAACCUGAGGACUCGUCCAAAGUUGAGAAAGUUCUCAAUGACUAUUCAAGUACCAAUAAAUCUGAAAAACACAGCGCCUUGUUGCUUUCAGUAGUAGGUGGAAAAAUGUCGGAAGGUAUUAAUUUUUCAGAUGAAUUAGCAAGGGGAGUGAUAAUGAUUGGGCUACCAUUUCCCAAUAUAUUUUCAGCUGAACUAAUCGCCAAAAGAAAAUUCAUUGAAGAAUCAACAAUUGCAAAAGGAGGAACAAAAUCGCAGGCGAUGGUGAAUGCUAAAAAUUUCUAUGAAAACAUCUGUAUGAGAGCUGUCAAUCAAAGUAUUGGUAGAAGUAUUAGACAUAAAAAUGAUUAUUCAAUUAUUUAUUUAUUUGAUCAAAGGUAUGGACUGGAUAAAAUUCAGGAUAAAUUAAGUGGUUGGGUUAAACAGAAACUAUUUACAAGAGGUAGAUGUACUGAUUUUAAUCAGGUUAUAAAAGAAACUCAGGAUUUUUUCAGACAAAAAUUAUUAGGUUAG